This is a messenger RNA of Asparagus officinalis (garden asparagus), 3410 nucleotides long. Its product is annotated as coatomer subunit beta-1-like. The transcript is spliced from 5 exons. The coding region runs from base 223 to 3081 and encodes 952 amino acids. NCBI's taxonomy places the organism in Eukaryota, Viridiplantae, Streptophyta, Magnoliopsida, Asparagales, Asparagaceae. Gene Ontology annotation, cellular component: COPI vesicle coat; cytoplasm. Gene Ontology annotation, molecular function: structural molecule activity. The record is from RefSeq and is a predicted model, not a curated record. Gene Ontology annotation, biological process: intracellular protein transport; intra-Golgi vesicle-mediated transport; endoplasmic reticulum to Golgi vesicle-mediated transport.
CUCAGUCUGUUCUUUCGGCAUCCCUCAUAUAACAGUGAGGAGGAACUCCUCUCGCUCGCUCGCUCGAUUGUCGUUGUCUCCGAUCUCAGAUCCAGCAAUCUAUGAACUCUUCAAAGAUCUGAUCCGAAUCUGAGUUCAGCAGCACCGAACGACCCCCAAAUCCUUUUCUAGGGUUUCCGUCUCGCCAGAAUUCAGAUCCAGGUCUAGAUCCGUCCCUCUCCGAUGGCGAUGGAGAAAUCCUGCACGCUCCUCGUCCACUUCGACAAGGGAACUCCCGCCCUCGCCAACGAGAUCAAGGAGUGUCUCGAGGGGAACGACGUCGAGGCGAAGGUCGACGCCAUGAAGAAGGCCAUCAUGCUCCUCCUCAACGGCGAAACCCUACCCCAGCUCUUCAUCACCAUCGUCCGCUACGUUCUCCCCUCAGAGGAUCACACCGUUCAGAAGCUGCUCCUUUUGUACCUCGAGAUCAUCGAUAAGACCGACGGGAAAGGCCGGGUCCUCCCCGAGAUGAUCCUGAUCUGCCAGAACCUGAGAAAUAAUCUCCAGCAUCCUAAUGAGUACAUCAGAGGAGUUACUCUCAGGUUCCUUUGCCGGAUCUCGGAAUCCGAGCUCAUCGAGCCGUUGGUUCCGUCGGUGCUCUCGAAUCUCGAGCAUCGCCAUCCGUUUAUCCGCAGGAACGCGAUAUUGGCGAUUAUGUCGAUCUACAAGUUGCCGCAAGGGGAGCAAUUGCUUGCUGAUGCCCCUGAAAUGAUCGAGAAAGCGUUGGGUUCUGAGCAAGAUCCGUCGGCAAAGAGGAACGCUUUCUUGAUGCUGUUCAAUUGCGCGCAGGACCGGGCGGUGAAUUACCUGCUCUCGCAUGUGGAUCAGGUCGCCGAGUGGAAUGAGCUUUUGCAGAUGGUGGUUCUUGAUUUGAUCAGAAAAGUUUGCAGAUCCAACCCCCGUGAAAAGGGGAAGUACAUUAAGAUUAUCGUUUCUCUUCUCACUGCACCAUCGGCUGCGGUGGUUUAUGAAUGUGCUUGCACUCUUGUUUCUCUCUCGUCUGCUCCGUCGGCGAUCAGGUCUGCUGCUAGCACUUACUGCAGCUUGCUGCUCUCUCAGAGCGACAACAAUGUGAAGUUGAUUGUGCUUGAUCGGCUCAAUGAGCUCAAGACUUCCCAUAGGGAGGUCAUGAUGGAGAUGAUCAUGGAUGUGCUUCGAUCUCUGUCAAGCCCGAAUCUUGAUAUCCGCCGCAAAACUCUGGAUAUCGUGCUUGAUUUGAUCACUCCGAGGAAUAUUGAUGAGGUUGUUCUUACUCUUAAGAAGGAGGUUGUCAAGACCCAGAGUGGCGAACUGGAGAAGAACGGGGAGUAUAGGCAAAUGCUUGUGCAAGCCAUUCAUACCUGUGCCAUGAAGUUCCCUGAGGUAGCGAGCACCGUCGUUCAUCUCUUGAUGGAUUUCUUAGGGGAUAGCAACGUGGCUUCUGCUAUUGAUGUGGUACUCUUUGUGCGAGAGAUCAUUGAGACCAACCCGAAGCUUAGGGUUUCGAUCAUUACCAGGCUGCUGGAUACUUUCUAUCAGAUUCGGGCUGCGAGGGUCUGUUCUAGUGCUCUAUGGAUCAUUGGGGAGUACUGCCUUUCUUUGUCUGAAGUGGAGAGUGGGAUCUCAACCAUUAAGCAAUGCCUUGGCGAUCUCCCCUUCUAUUCUGUAGCUGAGGAAGGCGAGGCGAAUGAUGCUUCAAAGAGGCCUCAACAAGUGAACUCAUCAGUCACUGUUUCUUCUCGAAGGCCCGCUGUUCUCGCCGAUGGGACUUAUGCUACCCAAAGUGCUGCAUCUGAAACUGCAAUUUCAGCUCCUGCUAUUGUUCCUGGAUCUUUGGCUGCACCAGGGAACUUGAGAUCUUUGAUCCUGAGUGGAGACUUCUUUUUAGGAGCUGUUGUUGCUUGCACCCUAACCAAGUUGGUUUUGAGGCUGGAAGAGGUUCAGCCAUCGAAGGCCGAAGUCAACAAGCAGGCUGCUGGUGCUUUGUUGAUCAUGGUGUCUGUGCUGCAGUUAGGGCAAUCCUCUUAUCUUCCCCACCCAAUUGAUAAUGAUUCCUAUGAGAGGAUUGUGCUUUGUGUUAGGCUUCUGUGCAACACCGGAGAUGAAGUUAGGAAGAUUUGGUUGCAGUCAUGUCGUCAGAGCUUUGCAAAGAUGCUAGCAGAUAAGCAAUUCAGGGAGACACAGGAGAUUAAAGCACAAGCCCAGUUUUCUCAUGCACAACCAGAUGAUCUCAUUGAUUUCUAUCAUCUGAAGAGCAGGAAGGGGAUGAGCCUGCUUGAGCUCGAGGAUGAGGUUCAUGAUGACUUGAAACGUGCAACAGGAGAAUUCACCAAGGAUGGAGAUGAUGCUAACAAAUUAAACCGCAUUCUUCAACUCACAGGAUUUAGUGACCCUGUCUAUGCUGAGGCCUAUGUGACUGUUCAUCACUAUGAUAUUGUCCUUGAUGUCACAGUCAUUAACCGAACUAAGGAGACACUUCAGAAUCUAUGUUUGGAGCUUGCAACCAUGGGAGACCUUAAACUGGUGGAGCGUCCACAGAACUAUACCCUAGCACCUGAGUCAAGCAAGCAGAUCAAAGCCAACAUUAAGGUCUCUUCAACAGAAACUGGUGUCAUAUUUGGGAAUAUUGUUUAUGAGACCUCAAAUGUUCACGAGAGAACUGUUGUUGUGCUCAGUGACAUUCACAUUGACAUCAUGGACUACAUUUCACCUGCCACUUGUGCUGAUUCGGCAUUUAGAAAUAUGUGGGCGGAAUUUGAGUGGGAAAACAAGGUGGCUGUGAACACUGUAAUUCAAAACGAGAAGGAAUUUUUGAAUCACAUCAUAAAGUCUACGAACAUGAAGUGUCUCACCCCUCCGUCUGCACUUGACGGAGAGUGUGGGUUUCUUGCUGCAAAUCUUUAUGCUAAGAGUGUGUUCGGGGAGGACGCAUUGGUGAAUGUGAGCAUAGAGAAGCAGGCUGAUGGGAAGCUCAGUGGUUACAUUAGGAUAAGAAGCAAGACCCAAGGUAUCGCCCUCAGUCUCGGAGACAAGAUCACUCUCAAACAAAAAGGAGGCAGCUGAGCUGUGAUGAUCCUUGCACUUCUCUUCGUCCUUCUGGUUUCGACUUCACAUCAUAGUUGCAUAUAAGGACCCUCACAUCAAGGACGUUGCUCCCUUCAUAGUUUUGCAUGCGCAAUUUACUCAUACGCGCUAAUAAUCUUUUUUUCCCCUCCCUCCAAUUUCUAUUGCUAUCUUGUUACUAUUGUUAUCACAGAAUGUAAUGGAUUAUUACAACAUUUGUUUAUUGUUCUCUUUUGUAGUGAAUUCACACCAAUUGCACAAAUCUAUACACUUGUGAUGUGGAGUUUAUUUAUUUAUUUGUUUAUUAAUAUUACUAAAGUAUCCUACCA